Messenger RNA from Chara braunii, 1939 nucleotides. NCBI's taxonomy places the organism in Eukaryota, Viridiplantae, Streptophyta, Charophyceae, Charales, Characeae. The record is from the annotation of a GenBank genome assembly.
UCGUAGAGAGGGAGGUUGUCCAUGCCAUAGGAAUCAUUCCAGGGAGUAAAACCCCAAAGGGAAGGAUCUAUAGGAUGGCUCCGGCCGAGUUGGAUGAACUCCGGCGACAACUGAAAGAGCUAACAGAAAAGGGAUGGAUCCGACCGAGUACUUCCCCCUUCGGAUCUCCAGUGCUAUUCGUACCGAAGAAGGGGGGUACAUUGAGGAUGUGCAUUGAUUAUAGAGGCCUCAAUGCCAUCACAGUGAAAAAUGCGGAGCCUCUACCUCGCAUAGACGACCUAUUGGAUAGGGUGCAGGGAUGUAAAUACUAUAGCAAGAUAGACUUAAAGUCCGGCUACCAUCAGAUCGCAAUAAGACCUGAGGAUCAACACAAGACCACUUUUCAGACCAGAUAUGGUCUGUAUGAGUUUGUAGUGAUGCCCUUUGGCCUUUGCAAUGCGCCGGGUACAUUCCAGCAUGCCAUGAAUAGGAUCUUCCAUGACCACUUAGAUAAGUUUUUCGUUGUCUAUCUUGACGAUAUUCUUAUCUUUAGUAAGUCUGUCGAGGAGCAUGCACAACACGUUGAGACUGUACUUUCACUCCUGCGACAACACAAGUAUAAGGUCAACCUAGAGAAAUGUGAGUUUGGACGCACUAAGAUCUUAUACUUGGGUCAUGAAGUAUCCACAGAAGGUAUUAGGCCGGAAGAUGCGAAGGUGGCUAGUAUCAGGGACUGGCCACGACCUCAGACUGUUACUAAGGUCAGAUCAUUCUUAGGAAUGUGCGGCUACUAUCGAAACUUCGUAAAGAACUAUUCCACAGUCGCCUCUCCUUUGACUGAUCUAACUCGACUUGACACUCCGUGGGACUGGAGUGAUGAGUGCGAGGCUGCCUUCAAACGAUUGAAGCAUGCACUCAUGAAUCAUGAGGUCCUUGUGGUGCCCGAUCCUCAGAAGCCUUUCAUUGUAACCAAUAACGCAAGCCAAUACAACAUUGGCGCAGUGCUGGCUCAGCAGGAUGGGAAGAAGUUGAGACCAAUUGAGUACAUGAGCAAGAAAAUGCCAUCAAAGAAAUUGGCGAAGUCCACCUACGAAAGGGAACUCUAUGCUCUCUACAAGUCACUUGUCCAUUGGAGGCACUUUUUGUUAGGACGGUUCUUCUAUUUGAGAACUGACCAUCAGACCCUUAAAUGGAUCAAGACUCAACCGGCUCUUUCUGAUGCACUCAAGCGAUGGAUUGAGGUCAUAGAUCGGUAUGAUUUCAAGCUAGAGUAUCUGAAGGGAGAGUACAACAAGGUUGCAGAUGCGCUGUCACGUAGAGCAGACUACCUAGGGGCGCUAGUUUCUGAAUUUGGUGUAUUUGAGGAACUAACUCAAUCGCUCGUAGGAGCCUAUCAGGAAGACACUGUCACAAUGGACAUCAUACGCAAACUUCAGGCAAAAGACAAGGCCACAGAAGAUGAGUUUGUGAUGUUAGGGAACAAGGGAGGAACCGAUGAGGAGAAUGGGAUGAGGGAUUUCUGUAGGAGAAUGAUGCCGGAGGAGAGGGAGGAAGACGAACGACGUGCGAAGGAGGCUGAGGAGAACAGGAGGAGGGAGGAGGAGGAAAGGAGGGAGAAUGAGAAACUGAGGGAGGCUGAGGCCAGGGAGCGGCAGAAUUGGAGGACGACAGCGAAAAAGUGAGAGAGGAAGCGGAGAGACUCGUCGAGGCACUUGAGAACGGAAGAAGAGGGAGGAAGAAGACGACCAUCCCCCCAGCAGAAGAUGCAAGGAAGAAAAAGCGCGCUUUACCAAAAGGGAGAGACAAAGGAAAACAGAAAGAAGGAGAGGAGGAACCGGCGACUCCACAAAAGAAACCCUUCGCUGCGUCAUGUUCGAGCGCUGGUGUAGUUCAGUAUACUCUGGCACAAACCAAGUUACUCAACAGCUUGAAAGCACACGAGAUUCGCAAGCUCUGCGAC